This is a messenger RNA of Dovyalis caffra, 516 nucleotides long. Lineage: Eukaryota; Viridiplantae; Streptophyta; Magnoliopsida; Malpighiales; Salicaceae. The record is from the annotation of a GenBank genome assembly.
AUGAAGUUGAAGAUCAACAAAGCUUGCGAUCUCAGCUCCAUUUCGGUACUUCCUCCUCAAUCAAGGAGAUCAAGUUCUAUACCAGUUGGACCACAACAAGCAUCACAGCGUCGAUCACAACAAUCACAGCAGUCAUUUUCACAGGGGUUUUCAUCUCAGCAUGGCAUGUUUUCUCAGAUCUCUCAGACUUCUCUUGAUGAAGCUCUGAUCAAUGAUCAGAGAUUCAGUUCUCAGGAGCGAGAGAACUCUGUGAAGAAGCCGUCUUGCUUACCAGUAAUUAGCUAUAAACGCGAAGAGAGUCAAUUGCCAGUCUCUAGAUCUUCUUCCAAUCUAGUGCGCAAAUGGAGUGCUGCUCCUGUUCCAGAUCAUAAAUGUCAAAUAAACGAAGAACUUCAGCACCAGAUCGGAAUGAUGGAAACUUCUUUAAACAAGUUUGGAAUGAUCUUGGAUUCUGUUCAGAGCGAUAUCAUGCAAGUAAAGAAAGGGAUAAAAGAAGUAUCACUGGAGAGUGAGUGA